Messenger RNA from Echinops telfairi (small Madagascar hedgehog), 2351 nucleotides. It is a transcript of the gene SUOX, whose product is annotated as sulfite oxidase. Lineage: Eukaryota; Metazoa; Chordata; Mammalia; Afrosoricida; Tenrecidae. Gene Ontology annotation, cellular component: mitochondrion. Gene Ontology annotation, molecular function: heme binding; molybdenum ion binding; oxidoreductase activity. The record is from RefSeq and is a predicted model, not a curated record. The transcript is spliced from 3 exons. Bases 198 to 1838 code for a protein of 546 amino acids.
CUGGAAGACUCAGCACAGCCUUUGUCUCUGAACUGCUCCAAGUUUCCUCUUAGCACCCAUGUUUGCCUGCUCACCAAGUCUCCUCGUUUCUCAAGGAGCUCCUAACUUACCUUCUCUGUCUUUGCCAGUUCCCUCAAGUCUCCCUAACACUCCCAGCGCUCUCCCUGUACCUACCUCCUACAGGUAGGCCUCCCACAAUGCUGCUGUUGCUGCUUCGAAGAGCUGGGAUCUCUGGACUCCAGCAGGCCUCCAGACUCAGAUCAACCGCAAGGCUCUGCAUUCGGGCCUGCUCUACAAAUGAUUCCUUUCACUCCCAACACCCCAGCCUCACCUCCUCUGAAAGUAACUCUGGCAGCAAGAGCUGGAGGGUCAUGGGGACUCUGCUGGGCCUCGGUGCAGUGUUAGCCUAUCAAGAACAUCGUUGCAGGGCUGCUCAGGAGUCACCACCCCUGUACACGAGGGAGGAAGUAAGUUCCCACAACAGCCCAAAGACUGGAAUCUGGGUGACUUUGGGUCAUGAAGUCUUUGAUGUUACAGAAUUUUUAGACCUACACCCAGGGGGACCAUCAAAACUGAUGCUGGCAGCUGGGGGUCCCUUAGAGCCUUUCUGGGCCCUCUAUGCUGUUCACAACCAGCCUCAUAUACGUGAGGUUCUGGCUCAGUACAAGAUCGGGGAAUUGAACCCCAAAGAAAAGGCACCUCCCACCUUGGAUACCUCUGACCCUUAUGCUGGUGAUCCUCUGCGUCACCCUGCACUGAAAGUCAAUAGCCAGCGCCCUUUUAAUGCAGAGACACCCCCUGAACUGCUGACGGAAAGCUAUAUCACACCCAAUCCUCUCUUCUUUACUCGGAAUCAUCUCCCUGUACCUCACCUGGAUCCAGACACCUAUCGCCUGCACAUAGUCGGGCCACCUGGGUGUGAGUCACUGUCCCUGUCCUUGGAUGACUUGUACCAGUUCCCCAAGCAUGAGGUCACAGUCACUGUGCAAUGUGCUGGCAACCGGCGCGCUGAGAUGACUAAGGUCAAAAAAGUAAAAGGUCUGGAGUGGACGACAGGGGCCAUCAGUACAGCACGCUGGACUGGGGCACGGCUCUGUGAUGUGUUAGCUCAGGCUGGUCACCGCCUCUCUGAAAGUGAGGCCCACGUUUGCUUUGUGGGGCUAGACUCAGACCCCACUGGAACUGCCUAUGGAGCCUCUAUCCCUCUGGCUCAUGCCUUGGAUCCUGAAGCGGAAGUUCUGCUAGCAUAUGAGAUGAACGGGCAGCCUCUGCCUCGGGACCAUGGCUUUCCUGUGCGGGUGGUGGUUCCUGGAGUGGUAGGUGCCCGCCAUGUGAAGUGGCUGGGCAAAGUGAGUGUGGAGCCAGAGGAGAGUUACAGCCACUGGCAGCGGCGGGAUUACAAAGGCUUCUCUCCAUCUGUGGACUGGGACACUGUAGAUUUUGACUCUGCUCCAUCUAUUCAGGAACUCCCUAUUCAAUCAGCCAUCACAGAGCCCCAGGAUGGGGAGACGAUAGAGGCUGGGGAGGUGACUGUGAAGGGCUACGCUUGGAGCGGUGGUGGGAGGGCUGUGAUCCGGGUGGAUGUUUCUCUGGAUGGAGGCCUAACCUGGCAGGUGGCUGAGCUGGAUGGAGAGAAACAGCGCCCCCGGAAAGCCUGGGCCUGGCGGUUAUGGCAGCUGCAAGCCCCUGUGCCCGCUGGGCAAAAAGAAUUGAACAUUGUUUGUAAGGCGGUGGAUGAUAGCUACAAUGUGCAGCCAGACACUGUGGCUCCAAUCUGGAACCUGAGAGGUGUGCUCAGCACUGCCUGGCAUCGGGUCCAUGUUCGUGUCACUCCAUGAGAACCUGGAAUGGAAUCAUCUGCACCUCGAGAGCCAGCUUCUCCGCCCCUUUCCACACCCACCCACCCCCUGGCCCUCAUCGCCACAGGAAAACCUUUCUUUCUCACUCUUGGAGUACAAUCUCGUACCAAGCCUCCCUGAGCUAUUCACAGGUACACAUGUUGCACGUUUCCACCCAAGCACACUCCCUCCAUUGACACUGUGACAUAUACUUCCUUGUUUCUGACUUGGUGCCUGUAUAGAAUUUCUGUUGGAGCCAAGGGUUAGAAGUGAGAAAUUAAGUGGGGAAAAGCUCUGUUCUCUCUUUCUGCCCAACUUUAAAGCCUUUCACCAGUAGGCCUUAUUUUGAUGUAUUUCUUGGAUACAUAAGAAUGUAUAUGGGUAUGUAUAAGAAAAAUGUAUGUUCUAUGCUCUGUGCCACUCUGUGUGGCCAGGGGCUGGCUGUAAGCUGAGGGGUGCAACCCGCUUCCAUUUAUAGUUCUGCAUCAAUAAAGUGCCCUUUUAAGAUGGUGA